CCCAGCCCCCGCAUCUGGCUGGGCAACAUCACCUCCGCCACCACCUCCAAGGCGCUCCAAGGCGUGCUGGCGCGCUUCGGCCCCCUGCUCGACGCCGCCGUCUUCCCCGCCCGCAUCGGGCCGCUGGGCUACGCCUUUGUCAAGUUUGAGCGCCUCGCUGACGCCGUGGCGGCCUUCAACGCCUUG
Auxenochlorella protothecoides is the source of this 186-nucleotide messenger RNA. RefSeq lists its product as hypothetical. The transcript has a single exon. The record is from RefSeq and is a predicted model, not a curated record. The annotation marks the transcript as partial. Gene Ontology annotation, molecular function: RNA binding. NCBI's taxonomy places the organism in Eukaryota, Viridiplantae, Chlorophyta, Trebouxiophyceae, Chlorellales, Chlorellaceae.